Molecule: messenger RNA, 2657 nt
Organism: Rubroshorea leprosula
Lineage: Eukaryota; Viridiplantae; Streptophyta; Magnoliopsida; Malvales; Dipterocarpaceae
Source: the annotation of a GenBank genome assembly
GUGUAAACUCCUAUUAACAAACCAGUACUAAUUUUAGGAAUCUGAAUUGCAAUUGCUAGCCAAUAUGUUGCUGUAGCCUGAAGAACAACAAAACCGGAUUGAGUUAAUGUGCCUACACAUAAAAGGCAAUAUCCUUUUGAGACUUGAAGGCAUUGAACCAUUAAAACCACAACAACUGGUAUCAAAGCAACUGUGCAUACAAGGUGUUUGUUGAAAUUCCCAAGUAAGAUUUGGGUUUUUUUUUUUUUCAUUCCAACAACCAUGGCGGAUGAAAAAGAUGGUUCAACCAUGAUUAAGUUGAACACUUCUAACUGCUCUUUGUGGAAGACUUUGAUGGAGGACAAGCUGUUUUGUAAAGACCUCUGUGACUCAAUUGAGCACGAAGGCAUCAAACCUACAGAAAUUAGUGAUGCUGAUUGGAAAAAGAUUGAUCGCAAAGCUUGUGGCGUAAUCCGUAAAUGGGUUGACAUGAGUGUGAUUCAUCAUGUGGCUCAAGAAAAGGAGUCCUAUAAAUUGUGGACUAAGCUUGAAGAGAUGUUUGAAAGAAAGAAUGCCUUGAAGAAAGCAUCACUCAUAAGAAAAAUAGUCAAUCUCAAGUUCAAAGAGGGCAAGAAUGUGUCUAAGCACUUGAAUAAUUUUCAAGAAAUUUUGAAUGAAUUAGAUACAAUGAAGUUGGCCAUUGAUGAUGAGUUGGUUAAGAAUAGCAUCUUGAGUGAGGAAUCCAGAAGAAAAGAGCAAGGAAUUAUGAGUUCUGAGUUUAAAGCACUAGUUACUAAGUAUAGAGGAAGGAGUCAUUAUCAAAAGGAUUGUUGGCACAACAAAGAUAAAAAUGUUAGGAAGAGGGCUGAUACUCAUGAAGGGAAGGAGGCUAAGGAGAACACUACUGUAAUCACUUCUGAUGGUGAGUUAUACCUGUUGUGUGAGAAUGAUAGCAUUGAUGUUGCUCAUUAUGAUUCUACAUGGGUUAUUGAUACUAUUGCUUCUUAUCAUGUCACACCAAAUAGAGACUGGUUUAGCUCAUAUAAAGAAGGUGAUUUUGGGUAUUUGAAGAUGGGAAAUAGAUCUGAAGCCAAGAUUGUGGGUGUCAGUGAUGUUUGGCUUGAAACAAACAUCGGGUCUAAGCUGCACUUGAAAAAUGUGAGACAUGUUCCUGAAAUACGUCUCAAUUUGAUGUCUACGGGUAUGCUAGAUGAUGAUGGCUACCUUAAUUAUUUCGGUAAUGGCACUUGGAAACUCACAAAGGGCACUAUGGUUGUGGCAAGAGGCAAGAAGAGAUUUUCACUCUACGAAACUCAAGCAAAACAAUGUCAGGGACAGAUCACUGUUACAGAGGCUGAUGCUGCUAAGUUAUGGCACAAGAGACUUGGGCACUUGAGUGAGAAGGGACUUCAAAUCCUUAGCAAAAAGGAACUCCUACCCGGCUUUACAGGUAAACUUUCUGAAACCUCUGUUGAUUGUUUAGCUGGCAAGCAUCAUAGAGUUUCUUUUCACACUUUACCCCUGUCUAGAAGAAAAUAUGCACUUGAUUUGGUUCACACUGAUGGUGAGGUUUUGAAGACUGUAGUGUACUUGAUAAAUCAAUCCCCUUUUGUUGUUCUAAAUGGUGAUGUUUCGGAGAAGAUUUGGUCAGGCAAAGAAGUAUCCUACAAGCACUUGAGGGUAUUUGGCUACAAGGCAUAUGUGCAUGUUCCAAAAAAAGAGAAAGCAAAGCUUGAUGCAAAGACCAAACAGUGUGUGUUCUUGGGAUAUGGUGAUGAGGAGUAUGGCUAUAGAUUAUGGGACUUGAAAAAUAGAAAAUUAAUGAGAACCAAAGAUGUGGUGUUCAUUGAGAAUGAGACGGUUGAAGACUCAAAGAAGCAAGAUGAUAGUGAGCGCACUCAAGAAAUACCGAACAAUGAUUAUUGUACUUCUUCAACACCUAAACUGAGUGUUAUGAAUGAUGAUCACAGGGAAGUAGAUGAGCAGCAAGUUCAAGAGCCUGUUGUUGAACAUUUUGUUGAAGAAGAAACACACCAAGAAGAGCAAGUGCAACCACCACAACAACCUCAAGUUAGGAGGUCCACUAGACUUCAUCAACCAUCUCGGAAGUACUCUAUUGAUGAGUAUGUGCUCUUGACUAAUGGGGGAGAACUAGAAACUUAUUAUGAAGCUAUGGAGAGUGAAAACAAGAGGGAAUGGUUGAUGGCAAUGCAAGAAGAAAUGAGUUCUUUGCAAGAGAAUGGGACUUAUGAGCUAGUAGAGCUUCCAAAGGACAAAAGGGCUCUUAACAACAAGUGGGUUUUCAGAGUAAAGUUUGAAGUGAACAAUUCGAAUCCAAGGUUCAAAGCUAGAUUAAUGGUGAAGGGCUUUGGACAAGAAAAGGGCAUUGAUUAUGAGAUUUUCUCAUCGAUAGUAAAAAUGCCAUCUAUUUGAGCUGUUUCGGCUUUGGCAGCUAGUUUAAAUUUAGAAAUUGAACAACUUGAUGUUAAGACAGCUUUUCUCCAUAGUGAUCUUGAGGAGGAGAUCUAUAUGAAGCAACCUGAGGGUUUUGAGGUGCAAGGCAAGAAGAAUUUGGUUUGCAAAUUGAAGAAAAGCUUGUAUGGUCUCAAACAAGCUUCGAGGCAAUGGUACCAUAAGUUUGACUCUUCUAUGGGGGAGCAUAAAUUCACUAGAACAGA